AUGAAGAUUCCUUCAUUCCAAGGAAGAAAUGAUCCAGAUGUGUACCUUGAAUGGGAGCGGAAAGUGGAACUCAUCUUCGAAUGUCAUAAUUUUUCGGAGGAGAAAAAGGUAAAACUUGCUGCUGUUGAGUUUAGUGAUUAUGCAAUUAUUUGGUGGGAUCAAUAUUGCAAGGAAAGACGUAGAAAUGGAGAAAGACCCAUAGAGUCUUGGAGGGAAAUGAAGCAAAUCAUGAGAAAGAGGUUUGUUCCAAGCCACUACUAUAAAGAGCUUCAUCAAAGGUUACAAACUCUAAAUCAAGGAUCCAUGAGUGUGGAGGAGUAUCACAAAGAAAUGGAGAAGGCUAUGAUUAGAGCAAAUGUGGUAGAAGACUGUGAAGCUACCAUGGCAAGGUUCUUGAGAGGGCUAAACAAAAACAUUGCUGAUGGGAAAAAGGAUGAUAAACCUUUUACUAAGUCAAAAGUGGAAGAAACUAAACCUAAAAUUGACUUGGGUAAUAAGGGAAAGGGUGAGAAUCAACCAACCCAAACUAGGGGAAUCAAAUGUCUUAAGUGUUUGGGUCAUGGGCACAUUGCUAGGGAAUGUCCAAAUAAGAAAGCUAUGAUUCUAAGGGAUGGUGAUAUUGAGUCGGAGAGUGAGGGGGAUAGUGAUGAUGAUAUGCCUUCUUUAGAAGAUUGUAGUGAUGUUGAAUGUGCUAAGGGAGAUAAUCUUGUUGUUCAAAGAACAUUGAGUUUGCAAAAUAAACAUGAUGUCCAUAGGGAGCAAAGGGAAAAUUUGUUUCAUACUCAUUAUUUGAUUUCUAACAAGUUGUGCAACAUGAUUGUGGAUAGUGGAAGUUGUACCAAAGUAGCAAGCACUUUGCUAGUGGAGAAAUUGAAGUUGCCUACUACCAAGCACCCAAGACCAUACAAUGUUAUUGUUGAUCUUUUGCAGGUUUAUGAAGAUUUAUUUCCGAAAGAAAUUCCAAAUGGUUUGCCACCUAAAAGAGGCAUUGAGCACCAAAUUGAUUUCAUACCCGGAGCGAGCAUUCCAAAUAGACCAGCAUAUAGAUGUAAUCCAGAGGAGACCAAGGAAAUCGAAAAGCAAGUGAGUGAGCUUAUGGAGAAGGGUUAUGUUCGUGAAAGCAUGAGUCCAUGUGUCGUACCCGUCUUGUUAGUGCCUAAGAAAGAUGGAACUUGGAGGAUGUGUGUUGAUUGUCGUGCCAUCAACAAAAUCAUGGUGAAGUAUAGACAUCCCAUUCCUAGGCUAGAUGACAUGUUGGAUGAAUUGCAUGGUUCAUAUUUGUUUUCAAAAAUUGAUUUGAAAUCUGGUUAUCAUCAAAUUAGAAUGAGAGAAGGUGAUGAAUGGAAAACAGGUUUUAAAACUAAACAUGGUUUAUAUGAGUGGUUAGUAAUGCCUUUUGGUUUAACUAAUGCACCAAGCACUUUCAUGAGAUUGAUGAAUCAUGUUUUAAGAGCUUUUCUUGGAUAUAUUGUCAAUGACAAGGGUAUUCAUGUUGAUCAAGAAAAGGUAAAAGUAAUUAGAGAAUGGCCAACGCCCACAAGUUAUCUCAAAGGACAAGGAAAGCUCAACAAGAGACAUGCAAAAUGGGUGGAAUUCAUUGAAUCCUUUCCGUACAUCAUUAAGUACAAGCAAGGGAAAGAAAAUGUGGUGGCCGAUGCAUUGUCAAGAAGGUAUGCCUUGAUCUCUAAACUUGAUGCAAAAUUAUUAGGAUUUGAAUACAUAAAAGAUCUUUAUUCUAAUGAUCCUGAUUUAGCUAAUGUUUAUGGGGUAUGUGAGAAAGGGGGUUUUGAUAAGUUCUAUAAGUUUGAUGGUUUUCUUUUUUGGGAAAACAAAUUGUGUGUGCCACAAAGUUCUUUAAGAGAGUUACUUGUGAGAGAGGCACAUAGUGGAGGUUUAAUGGGACAUUUUGGGAUUAAGAAAACUUUGGAUGUGUUGGGUGACCAUUUCUUUUGGCCACACAUGAAAAGGGACGUUGAGAGAAUUUGUGAGAAAUGCAUUACUUGCAAACAAGCCAAAUCCAAAGCAAUGCCUCAUGAUUUGCUACCAUUGCCGUUGGACAAAGCUAAUUUAGAGGGGAAACAAAAGGCUGAAUUCAUCAAGACUUUGCAUGAGAAGGUGCGUGCAAACAUUAAGAAGAAGUCACUCCAAUAUGAAAAGCAACACAACAAAGGGAGGAAGCAAGUCAUUUUGGAGCCUGGAGAUUGGGUGUGGGUGCACUUGAGGAAGGAAAGAUUUCCUAACCAAAGGAAAUCAAAGCUUAUGCCAAGAGGAGAUGGUCCUUUUAGAGUGCUUCAACGCAUCAACAAUAAUGCCCACAAGCUAGAACUUUCAAGUGAGUGA
Messenger RNA from Ricinus communis (castor bean), 2340 nucleotides. RefSeq lists its product as uncharacterized. The transcript is spliced from 7 exons. Bases 1 to 2340 code for a protein of 779 amino acids. Lineage: Eukaryota; Viridiplantae; Streptophyta; Magnoliopsida; Malpighiales; Euphorbiaceae. Gene Ontology annotation, molecular function: zinc ion binding; nucleic acid binding. The record is from RefSeq and is a predicted model, not a curated record.